Mesocricetus auratus (golden hamster) is the source of this 1888-nucleotide messenger RNA. RefSeq names its product carboxypeptidase A6 (gene Cpa6). Gene Ontology annotation, biological process: proteolysis. Gene Ontology annotation, molecular function: zinc ion binding; metallocarboxypeptidase activity. The record is from RefSeq and is a predicted model, not a curated record. The coding region runs from base 232 to 1494 and encodes 420 amino acids. NCBI's taxonomy places the organism in Eukaryota, Metazoa, Chordata, Mammalia, Rodentia, Cricetidae. The transcript has 11 exons.
UUAGGAUCAGAGCCUGCUUCCAGACUGGGCUGGGCUGUAGUCUCCUCACAGGACCCACUCUUGAGAGCACCUCCCCUUCUCCCGGGCUGCCUGAAGUGUCACAUUUUGCUCAUUCCCAAGCCUUCUCCCCACCCCCUUCCCAGACAACUUGCCAGUGAGCAGGGGGUGCCAUAACCCACCUCCUUCGGUGUCUGCUGUUAAGCAACUUUCAACUCCUCUCAUUGCAAAGGUAUGAAGUUCCUCGGCAAGCCCAGGAGCCACACAGCUGCUUUUCUGCCUCUUUGCUGGCUCCUUUUGAAGACUCUGCAGUCGGGGCACUGCCACCCUUAUGGUAACCGCUAUGCCGGUGAUAAGGUGAUAAGACUCACACCCAGAACUGAAGAGGAAGUGUUUGCAUUCAAGAACAUCUACCGCCGACUCCAGGUGGACCUGUGGCAGCCCAGCAGUAUCUCCUAUGUGUCUGAGGGGACAGUCACUGAUGUUCAUAUUCCCCAAAAUGCGUCCAGAACCCUGUUAACCUUCCUCCAGGGAGCCCGCAUCCAGUACACGGUCCUCAUAGAAGAUCUUCAGAAAGCUGUGGAAAAUGAAAACAAUUUGCAAACUCAGAGAAACAGAAGGUCUCUGUCUGAAUACAACUAUGAGGUGUAUCACUCCUUAGAAGACAUUCAGAGUUGGAUGUACCAUCUGAACCAAACUCAACCAAGCCUCGUUCAGGUUUUCUCCAUCGGGAGAUCGUAUGAAGGAAGACCACUCUUUAUCUUACAGCUGGGCAGAAAAUCACGAGCCUACAAAAAAGCUGUCUGGAUAGACUGUGGCAUUCAUGCAAGAGAAUGGAUUGGCCCUGCCUUUUGUCAGUGGUUUGCAAGAGAAGCCCUUCUGACCUAUAAGACUGACCCAGCCAUGAGAAAAAUGUUGAAUCAUCUCUACUUCUAUAUCAUGCCUGUGUUUAAUGUCGAUGGAUACCAUUUCAGCUGGACACAUGAUCGAUUCUGGAGAAAGACAAGGUCAAGAAACUCUAGGUUUCACUGCCGUGGAGUUGAUGCCAACCGAAACUGGAAAGUGAAAUGGUGUGAGUCUGAGCCAGAGGUGAAGGCUGUGGCUGACUUCCUCCGACAACACAGGAAACACGUCAGGGCAUACCUCUCCUUCCACGCCUAUGCACAGAUGCUGCUGUAUCCCUACUCUUACAAACACGCAACCAUCCCCAAUUUUGGCUGUGUGGAAAUCGCAGCUCACAAAGCUGUGAAGGCCCUUCGGUCCGCACACGGGAUACGGUACAGACAUGGCCCUGCCUCCCAAACGUUGUACAUAAGCUCCGGUAACUCGAUGGAUUGGGCCUAUAAAAAUGGAAUACCCUAUGCUUUUGCUUUUGAACUGCGAGACACUGGGCAAUUUGGAUUUUUACUGCCAGAAAUGCUCAUUAAACCCACCUGCACAGAGACCAUGCUGGCUGUGAAGAAUAUCACACUGCACCUGCUAAAGAAGUGUCCUUGAGAGGAACACGGAUCUGGUCUACCAACCCAGAGAAGGCCGAUUCUAAAAGGCUGCUUGGCAAAAGUAACUGCUUAGACUGGACGUAUCCAGUCCUUAAAGGGUCUUUUCAUGCAAUUUGACACUUUACAACAAUAUAAAAUUGGAGCACAGCCUGCUGUGGAAUGAGAAGAAAAUUCACUUUAUAUCUCUUUAGAGUCUUACUUGAUUACAGGGGAAGGGGGUGUUUUCAAAUUACUUUGUCUCAAGGAGUGUACAAAUCAAUUGAGGAUUUCCCUCCAAUCAUCCUCUAUGCCCUCAAUUAAGAUCUGGGUUACCUGACAUUUAAUUACUUGGUUCUUAUUUGAAAUGGAAAGAACCAUAUUUAUUCUUAAUAAAGAUGUAAUUUUUCAAAGAC